ACUGCUACUGAUUUUUACAUCUCUUAACUUAAAUUUUUAUAUAGUCACGAAGUAAAGCUGAGUAACGCUUUAAUUUACUGACCAUUUGAUUUGAACAAAAAGAAGCAUGGCUGCAACAUCGCUAGCCGAGCAGUUGCAAAAAUUAUCGGUUCCACAAGCAACAGUGUACAAAGAUGACAAGAAAAAAGCAUCUUUACUGUUUAACCCUAACGAAGCCGCGGCUAAAGAUCGCGACACGUUUUACGAAAUCGGUAUCAGCGGACUUAAUGAACUAAUAUCUCUAUACGAAGGUUUCAGACUGUACGAAGAUACCCUCUUUAGUAUAUCGUCAAAAGAUUUCGAAAGAGCUGUGCAAACAAAAGAGGUGAAUGAAAAUUUAGAUCAGACAAUAGAAAAAUUUUUACUACAAUUGUCACCAUAUUUACUCCUUCAAUCUGCUCAUAAAGCUUUAGAAUGGCUUGUGAACCGUUAUCAUAUUCAUCAAUACAAUGUAGACGCUGUUAUGGCUUUGAUUCUGCCUUAUCAUGAGACAAAAAUCUUUGUUCGAUUUGUCCAACUUUUAAUAAUCAAGAAGUCUUCAAGGUGGGUGUGGUUGAAACCUAUUCAAAAGAAUGGUGUUCCGUUAACAAAGCAAGUUAUGUACAACCAAUGUGUUUCAAACCCUGAUACUUUACAUUUCAUAGCGAAGAACACUUUGAAGUAUGUUCAAGAAUAUGGAGAGAGAGCUAACCAGUUGAACACUGUAUUUGCUUACUUUUGCUCAACAGCUAUUGGUGCCAUGAAUACCAGUAAGAAAGUUACUGAAGGAAUGAUUAGUGCACUGUUGCCUACACUGGUGAAAGCCUUAGAUUCACCCAUAUCAGAUUUUCGUUCAUCUGCCUAUGUUGUACUCGGCUUCUUAUCUACUAAAGCCAAGAUAAAAACUGAUACUAUAAAUGUUAUUGUUGACAAAAUGUUGACUACGGAAUUUGACUUAUCAUAUGAUGUUGUGUUACUUAUAAAUUUACUGUACACAAAUCAGGAACAUGUGACAAAGCUGUCUGAUGUAAUUCUAAAUGACAUGUCAGAUGAUAUUAUGAUCAAUCUAUGUGAACAUUUGAAAAAAUUAGUAGAACUCAAAAUUAAUAUUCAACCAUUCGCUCUGGCAUUGUUGUCUGGUAUUUUGCCUAUUAUUUUGAGUGAUAUUGAAGAGUUUAGACGGUUUUGUCAGUUGCCUGUUAUAUUGAUUGAUGAAGUAGACUUAAAAGGACAGCAACCUGAGAAGAUAAUCAAGUGCAUUCUUGACGCUUACCACCCAAAAACUCAACCAUCUGGAAACAAUGUUGAUGGAGAUGAAAGUGAUGUUGAGAUUAUUGCAGAUGAAGAUGAUUUCUCAUUUAAAAUACUUACUUGGUUCUCUGCUCUACUGAAAAACAUUGAAGUUAAGUACCCCUUAGAGUUUGACAAGGUCAUCAAACAAGAAAUGCGCUCUGAAGGUAAAAAAUCUACAAUGAGACAAAAAGCAUUAUCAAAAGUAUUAACCUUCAAACCUGCCGUAGCCCAUAAAGUAGGAGGAACUUACCUAUUUGAAAAUCUAAACCAUGUUAACCCUGACCUGCGUGUAGAAGCAGUAAAAUACAUUGCUAAAGAGUUUCAUAGCUUGAAAGCAGAAAAUAUUGACUUUGUUAAAGACUCAGUCAUAAACAGAUUCAAUGACGACAAUCCUGCUGUAGUGGCUGUUACUUUAAAAAUACCAGAUGAGUGCCUGAAAGAAGUAUUAACUGAUGUUGAUCUGACUACCACAUUUGUUAAAAUUAUUUCAAAAGGUGUAGGUAUCAAAAAAUGGAGACCUGUUGUCAAAGAAGCUAUUCUUAAAUUUUGUUCUUUAGAUGUCCUACCAGUCAAUCAUGAAACUGUGUUAGCUCUUAUACCAUACCUAUUUCCUCAAAGCAAAAAUGCUGCUGAAAUUACUUGGCAUAUUAUAACAUCAUCUUGGGGAAAGAAAUUUGGUUUUUCUAAGCACUUAAAAGGUAUCACUGAGACUUUUAAAGAUAAUGCAGAAGUGUUGAAUCAGGCAAUCUUCAGAAUUCUAUUUAUUGACAGAACUGUAAACUUCGAUGACAUAUUGGAUAUUUCCCAACUGAACAAGGACAGUACAAUUGAUGUAUGUUUCUAUUUACUUCUAAAAUCUUGCUCAUUUAAAACUGCUACAGUUGAAGAAAUCAAUAAUGUACUGAAUCUACUAUUAGAAUCUGUAGAGAAUCGAGCAAUAGUGGCCAGUACUGUUACGCAAGCUUUUGUAGUAGAAAUAAUGCCUGAAAUAAUUACACUAACUUGUCAGAACAAGAUCUUGUUUGAAACAAUUGAAUACAUUUUCUCAAGAAUCAUUGAUGAUAUGAAUGUUACGGGAAUUACAACACCUUGGUGUAAUGUAUGUGAAUCUACUGAUACUGUUCUUGUCAGACGAUUAUAUGAAAUAUGCAUUACGGGUUGCGCUAUUCCCAGUUAUGCUGAAAAUUAUUCUCAACUGCUGCAGAAACUGUUGGGCAAAUUCUUUACCGACCCUAAAGACAAGUUUGAAUUCGUGGCUAACUUUGCUUGUGGCCAUAUUCUAUAUGCCACUGAUCCCAAAGAUAUCAUAAGUCCAGAACUUCAACUUCGAACUAUGAAACUGUUAAGUAAUUUUAUAGCUGCUCAAGAUAAAGCAGAAUGGCUAUUUGAUUCAGAUGUAGUCAUUUUAUUGAUAUUAUUUAAUCUCAACAAUCCUAUAUCAGCAAUUCGUCAAUCUGUGAUUGAUUUCAUCAAUGACUUGCUCAGGGAAUUUCCUAAAGAGAAUCUUGUUUAUGUACAGCUAUUAAAAGAGUUGAUGGCUCACAAAGAAGAAGUUUUACUAGACAAUGAGCAAAUACUGCAUGUCCUUAAUACUAUUCUUACCCAACAGUCUAUAGGAAACAAAUUAUUUCGGAAGAACUGCUUGCUGAAGUUUGCUGGUAUUUUAGCAGGACAAGCUCCUGCACAUAUUAAAUCAAGUUUCUUGAAUAUUUUGUCUCAUCUUAAUAACUCAAAUGCUUUCACGCACAUUAUCCAAAGUUUGAGUUCAGUUGAGAAAGUUUUGAAACAAAAUGAAAAUCCAAAAUUUGUACUCAAUAUUUACGAAUCAAAUUUACUGAAAAGCGUUUACAGACAUAUUAACGAAUCAACGGUGUCGGCUUUCGCCAAUGAUGAAGUUUGGAAGUCUAUCGAAUUUGGCCUAAAGGAGUACAGAGAGUGUAUUUUCGAAGUAGAUCAAACAUUUACAAGCCCAUGCGUACAAAUUUUGAAACAAAUUGACGAAGACAUGUUCAAAAAGGUUCCCGAGGAAAGAACGAAAGUUUUGGUUUAUUUGAUUGCCGCAGCAGGUGCGUUCAGUAACAAUCCGACUAUAUCGAGUGCUGCUUCGAAAUGUAUCAAGAAAAUUUAUGUAAAAUUUUCAGACUUUUAUCCCAUAUUUGAGGGAAUGUUGAAUGUUAAAGACCCUGCAGCCAAUGUACCAAAAAAGAAAAAAACUACAGCGGUAACCCUUCUCUCGUAUCAACUGACCGAAACUAGCGAAUGGAGACUAGGAGUAACGCUUCUGGAAUAUGUUCAGAAUAAGAAGAAAAUGUCGGUAGAUAACUCUUUCGUAGCUAUCCUAUUCCAAUUACUGAAUAGGUGUUUGAGAUUUGAAGAGCAAUCUUAUGUGGAAUAUACAAAGCAAUUGAUACUGUCAUCUCUUUGGUAUUACUGCAAAAAAUUUGUUAAUGACACAGAUAAGGAUCAACUGAAAUCAUUGAAGUCUGUAUUUGAAGUAGAAUUAAUAGUCCAAUGUAUUAGGGGUACUCAGAAUCCUCAGACACAUCACCAUGCAUUAAUUCUCCUCUCUCAUGCUGCAUAUAUGAUGCCAGAACAAGUCCUCCACCACACAAUGGAAAUAUUUACUUUCAUGGGCUCAUCUGUUCUUAGACAUGAUGAUGCUUAUAGUUUUCAAAUUAUUACGAAGAUCAUCGAAACGUUGAUACCAAUUCUAGUAAAAUUGGAGAAGAAUGUUGAAGAUUACACCGAGAAAGAGUUGAAAAAGUUACAAGACCGGGUUGUGCCAGUUUUACGCAUUUUUGCUGAUGUCGUAUUACAUGUCCCUGAACACCGACGAUUACCAUUGUUUAAGAAGCUUAUAGAAACACUGGGACCGAGUCAAUUUAUGUGGGUUUUCCUUGCUUUGUUGUUGGAAACCCAUGUCGCUCACUUUAAUGAGUUGAAGAAAAAGAAUAAGUCUUCUAAAAGGACACUGGCCGACCAAGAUGCUCCAAUAGAUAGACUAGAUUUUGGGCAAAGUCUUUUACUUGAAUUCCCUGCUGAAAUUGGUAUAGAAAACUUUAUAAAAUUAAUUACUUAUGCUAAAACUUUGCCUUUGCAAAAAGAUGAAAAUGAAAUGGACACUGAUGUUGAUCCAAGUGAUAUAUUCAGCGUUAACGGCCAUACGGCGAUUCAAGUGCGGCAUUUCAUAUAUGUCGUAAUAACUUUUAUUAAUACCUGUCUAGCUUCUUCGAGGUUUAUACAGCAUUGUAGUCAAGCAGCAGACAUCAAGACCCUGGAAAACCAUUACAAGACAAUUAUCGUUAAUAUUUUGACAUUCAUUCAGAGUAUUUCAAAGGUCAAUGAUGAAAGGAUAGAGAAAUACAGAAGGGUAAUGUUGCAUCACAGCUAUGAUCUCUUGGAUCAUACUAACAACUUGCUGUCUGCUCCUAUGUUUAUCUCGGUAAUUCGAGGUUUAUUGAAGCAUAACCUUAUGACAGUAAGAAGAAAAUCUAUGGAAUUGCAUAACUCUAAAAUCCAGUACAAUCCAGAAAUGUUCAAUGAUGUCUCCAAGGAGUUAAUAUUUUCCUUAUUACCUGCGCUAUUGGACAUUGUGAAGACACUUGAAAACAAUGAUAACUGCCUUGAUGACAUCACUGCUCAAGAAAUGGAGUUAAAUCAGCAGACAGCUCUUCUUUCGCUGAAGUUGCUCACAAGAAUGUUGGCAUCUGAUAAUCCCGAGCCAUUUAAACCAGUAAUGGAAAGUAUCACUGAUUACACAUGCAAUCCAAAUAUUUCUGGACAGGUUACGGCUUCUGUCGUUUUGUGUUUGGCCGAGUUGUGUGGAAACUUGAAGGUCCAUGCUUUGUCUAGUCUUCGAAGAUUUAUGCCCGCCCUUAUCAAAGUUUUGAAGAAACAACGUAAAACCGAAACACCAGAGUUGGUUCUUCUAAGUACAGUAACAGCAAUUUCGAAGAUAGUCGAAAGUUUGCCACUUUUCUUGAGUCCGUAUCUUCAGAAAAUUUUAUACGAGUACUCAAUCUUGCUAGCUAAAUGGCAGAAUUAUGAUCAAGAAUGUAGUAAAGUGUCAGCUAUAGUAGCAAAGUUGUCGCAUAUCAAGAAAAAAAUUGCUAGUUCUAUUCCUCCUCGAGUUUUGAUUCCAGUUGCGAACGAAACUUACCAGUUGCUUUUGGGGAAAGAAAAUUUUGAUGCUAUUGGUCCAGUGAUGUCUGUACUGGCUGAUAGUUUCGGGAAUGUGACUACUGCUGACUUUACGGCGCUGCAGCUAGAUUUGACUACUUUCUUCCUCUCUGCUUUACAACUUCGCAGUGACACUGUAGACAAGGACGUUGACCUUGCAGUUAUUGAUAGAGCUGAAGAUCAAAUAGUCAAUGCUUUAGUAUGCCUAGUAUUGAAGCUGUCAGAAACCAGCUUUAGACCAUUCUACUUCAAAAUUUAUGACUGGGCGAUCAGAACUAAUGUUGAAGGUCAUAAGGACAGGACUAUAACUUUCUACAGGUGA
Messenger RNA from Hyposmocoma kahamanoa, 5812 nucleotides. RefSeq names its product HEAT repeat-containing protein 1. NCBI's taxonomy places the organism in Eukaryota, Metazoa, Arthropoda, Insecta, Lepidoptera, Cosmopterigidae. Gene Ontology annotation, cellular component: small-subunit processome; t-UTP complex; 90S preribosome. Gene Ontology annotation, biological process: maturation of SSU-rRNA from tricistronic rRNA transcript (SSU-rRNA, 5.8S rRNA, LSU-rRNA); positive regulation of transcription by RNA polymerase I. Gene Ontology annotation, molecular function: snoRNA binding. The transcript has 3 exons. The record is from RefSeq and is a predicted model, not a curated record. The coding region runs from base 107 to 5812 and encodes 1901 amino acids.